Molecule: messenger RNA, 4695 nt
Organism: Phytophthora infestans T30-4
Lineage: Eukaryota; Oomycota; Peronosporomycetes; Peronosporales; Peronosporaceae
Product: myosin-like protein
Exons: 4
Coding region: 119-4519 (1466 amino acids)
Biological process (GO): vesicle transport along actin filament; actin filament organization
Cellular component (GO): vesicle; cytoplasm; myosin complex
Molecular function (GO): microfilament motor activity; ATP binding; actin filament binding
Source: RefSeq, a predicted model, not a curated record
GGACGACGAGAGCGCGUAGCCCGGUAUAGAGACGAGAGAGAGCGCGCCGGCCUGUUAAUCCCCUCACAAGUCGCCACCUUCUUCCUUUCCUUUCCUGUGCCACGUUUGUUCCGUUGCAAUGGAAGGACAACAGACUAAGAUCUAUGUGCCAGACCCGGAGGUGAGUUGGGUGGAGGCCACCAUCACCAAGGGCCAUGUCGUCAGUGAGACCACCGUCGAGGUGAUGAUCGAGGGCGACUCGACCGAGGAGAACGAUGCCAAGCAGCCUGAGGCCGGUUCCAUCCGCAAAAUCGACAAAUCCACAAUGCUGCUGCAAAACGAGCUCACGUCUGAGGACGGAUGCGCCGACAUGGUGAGCCUCAACUACCUACACGAGCCGGCCAUCCUGUUCAAUCUUAAGCACCGAUUCCUGCGUCAAAUCCCCUACACAUACACUGGCGCUAUUUGCAUUGCCGUCAACCCAUAUUCAUGGCUCGAUAUCUACACGAAAGAGCUCCAGGACCAAUACAUGGAGCGCGACCGCAGCGAGUUGCCGCCUCACGUGUAUGCCACGAGCGCCGGUGCCUUCCAGCACAUGCGCGUGUUCGGAGAGGACCAGAGUAUCCUGGUUAGUGGCGAAUCAGGAGCUGGUAAGACGGAAACGACCAAGAUAUUGAUGUCCCACUUGGCGUCGGCCGGCAGCCAGUCCACGACGGACGCUGAGGCCAAGGAGGCCAACAUCAUUGAGCGUGUAUUGGACGCCAAUCCGUUGAUGGAAUCCUUCGGUAACGCCAAAACCUCGCGAAACGACAACUCGAGUCGAUUCGGUAAAUUCUCGGAGCUGCAAUUUGACGCGUUGGGGCAGCUGAUUGGUGCUCGCUCCCGCACAUAUUUGCUGGAGAAGUCGCGUGUGUCACUCCAAGGUCUGGGCGAGCGCAAUUACCACAUUUUUUACCAAUUACUGGCUGCGCCUGAAGAUGUGACGACGGAGGUGAAGGUCACGGGCAUGCAAGCCAAGGAUUUCCCGUUUAUCAAGCCGCAUGACGAGGAUCUGGGCAAAAACAUUGACGUCAGUGCGGGGUUGAAGGAUGCCGAGCGAUUCCAGCAGACUGUGUCGUGUCUGGAGACGAUGGGCGUGUCCAAGGAGGACCAGAUGAGCAUCUUCAAGGUCGUGGCGGCGAUUCUGCACUUGUCUCGCUUGCAGUUCGAGCCUAAGCCAGGUAAUGACGACGCGUCGCAGCUUACGGGCACGCCGGAGAUCCAGAAAGCGAGCGAACUCGUGUCGCAGCUGCUGGAAUUUGACGACAACCAGCUGCACACUGCGCUCUGCACGCGUGAGAUGACUGCGGUGAUGGAGACGUACGAGGUGCCGCUGAACGUCUCGCAAGCCGAGGGAGCACGAACAGCUCUGGGUGUUGCACUGUACUCGCACAUGUUUUCGUGGCUGAUCCACCGCGUAAACAUGUCGACGAGCGCUGCGCACGCAGAUGUGGCUCACAAGAUUUGCAUUUUGGACAUUUUCGGCUUCGAAAUCUUCGAAAAGAACUCGUUUGAGCAGCUGUGCAUCAACUACGCCAACGAAAAGCUGCAGCAGAAGUUCACGCAGGACGUUUUCAAGUCCAUCCAGCAAGAAUACGAGGACGAGGGCAUUCCCUGGACGCGUAUCGAGUUUGCUGAUAACGUCAACGUCUUGUCGCUACUUGAAGGACGUUUCGGUGUCUUGUCUCUGCUGAACGAAGAGUGUAUGCGGCCCAAGGGUAGCGACGCUGCGUUUGCCAACAAACUGAAGGCCCAUUACAGCGACAACGACCGCUUCGAGUGCCCUCGUUUCGCCCGUGACGCCUUCGUGAUCAAGCACUACGCUGGUCCAGUGCAGUACGACACGACAGGCUUCUUGAUCAAGAACACGGAUGCGCUUCAGAAUGAUCUGAUUCUUUUGAUUAAGAAGUCUAAGGCGCCGUUCCUCAAGAAACUCUUCCCAGAUGAGCACGUGGGCGACGCCAUGACGGGUAUCCCCGGUACGAACGCUGCUAGUCCUGCACGUGGACGUCCAGGUCUGAGACGGAAGAGCUCGAUCGUAGCUGACACUGUGGGCACGCAGUUCAAGAGCCAGUUGAACGGACUGAUGGAGGACAUUCGUCGCACCAACGUCCACUACAUUCGUUGCAUCAAGCCCAACGGCAAGAAGAGUCCCCUAGUUUUUAACAAACCGCGUGUGACGGAGCAGCUUCAGUGUGCUGGUGUGGUGGAGGCUGUGCGUAUCAGUCGUAUGGCGUAUCCCAACCGCGUGCUGCAGACGAUGUUCCUCGAGCGUUUCCGUGGCGUGGCGUCGUCCACUACUGAGGAUGGGAAACCUUCAGCGCUUGCUGUGCUAACAGCUUCUGUCGACGAAAACCCGAGCGACGAUGAGAAGACUGCGGCCGCUGUUCGUGAGCUGCUGCUGAACUUGAUGCCUGGCAAGGAGAGCGACUACCAGAUCGGUAAGACGCGUGUGUUCUUCCGCCAAGGAGCCCUCGAAGCGCUCGAGGAGCUGCGUACGCGCAAGUUCAAUGCCGCGGCUGUGGUUCUACAGCGCUACGCCAAGAAGUGGAUGGCCAUGACCAUGUUCCAGAAGGUCAAGGAGGCGGCCAUCGUGGCGCAGAAGGUGUACCGUGGUCACCGUGCUGUGGUACAGUACAAGACGCAACGCAAGGCCGCUAUCAGUGUGCAGAAGUAUGUGCGUCGUCACCGCGCUCAGCAACUUCUGGUGCGUAUGCGCGAACAGUACCGUGCUACUCAGAUCCAGAACAUGUGCAAAAUGUUCGUGGCUCGUCGUAAGUAUCAGGUCAAGGUGAAGGCGAUCCGUACGAUGCAGAGUGUCGUGCGGAUGCACUUGGCUGUCAAGGCGUUCUCGGUUCUGCAGAAACAAGCAAAGGAAGACGCCAAGCUCGAGAACCAGAUUCAGUUGCUCAAGAAGCGUCUGCAACAGGAACGUGAGGCGCGUAUUGAGCUUGAGCAGCAGGCGCAACACGGCACUCGUGCUUCGGUUCACAUGCGUAGCGAGGAGGCGCUGGAGGAUGCCGAUCUGGUGAUUGACCAGCUCAGACGCGAGAAUGCUUCACUUAAGGAAGCUAACACGAACCUCAAGGCGUUUGGUGUGCAGCUCCGCAAGGAGAAGGAGGUGAUGGAGCGUGGCGCGUAUGUGAACGGCGCGUCCUUCGCGGCUGCCAACCAGCGUGCCAUGAAGCUGCAGGAUGAGAACGAAGCGCUGAAGAGUGAGCUGGCUCGUUACAAGACUGGACACCGCAACUUGAAGGCGCAACAUGCUGGAGUGAUGGAGAAGAUCACGCUUAUGCAGAGCUCGCUGAGUGAGGCGUUGAAUGAGCGUCAGGCUCUCCGUCACACGGUGGGCCACUUGAAGCAGCACACGGAGCAUCUGCAGGGCGAGAACAUGGCGCUUGCUAAGGCGAACGCUCGUCUUCGUCUCAUUCUGCGCCAAGACCCCGAGCUGAGUCGUAAACACCGGGAAGAGGUGCCUCGCCUGACGAAGCUGGCGCUGUCAUCAAAGCAGCCACAGCCCAAAGCGACGGCCAACAAGACGAUCGCUGCUGCUUCCAAGGCCAUUGAACUCUCGGAACCGCCUGUGGGUAUGCGCGUGUCGCUGUCGACGCUGCAGCCGCCUGCGCCUCCCUUGGAAAGUAGUGUCUCCUCCAGCCAGCCCAUGACGACGCCCAUCAAGCGCGCCAACUCGCUGGCCACGAAGAAACAAGAGAGCUCAAAGUCGUCGCGUGUCGUCAACAUCCGCGAGAUCUCGAAUGCUGGACCUGAAGAGGAACCGGCCGUCGUUGCCUCGCCUACAGCUGAGGUGGUUGGCGAACGUCUGUCGUUCGCAGAGGUGAUCAAGGGCCGUGACCGUCGUUCUUCCUCCAUAUCUAGCACGGGCUCGUCUUCAGGAACUCCUGCUCCUAGUGCCCCCGCUAAAUGCGCCGGUAUUCGUCAGCCUACAGGUGAGGACGGGCCUCUCGAGUCUCCAGCUAAGGUCAUGGGCCUCGUCAUGGAGGGUGAGCCGGAAGACAACGGCGAUCGUGUGAGCUUCAGUGUGACACUUGGCGUGGACUUGCUGGAGGACGCUAAGCAGCAGCAGCAACAGCGUCAGUCGCUCACUGGCUCCACUGUUACUACCAAACAUUCUAACACAAACGGCACGGGCAAGUCCAAGGGCCGCACGCGUCGCGGCUCGUACGACCGCACCGAGUCGUUCAACAAUGGCGAGAACAGGCGCAACUCUUCUCUGCGGCAAUCAUUCACUGGCAGUGUUGAAGGCGGCGGCACUCGUCGUAGCUCGUACGACCGCAGCGAGUCUUAUGGCAGCGAUGCAGUGAGAAAUUCCUCGCUUAGACAGUCGCUAACCGGCGGCAACCACCACAACGGCGGCAACCGUGGACGCUCUCGUCGCGGCUCGUACGACCGCAGUAGCAGCUACAAGAGUCGUCAGACUAGCGACACGAUGAGCAAUGCGAGUAACAGCAGCGGAGGCGGCGGCAAACGCAUUGAGCUUUAAGCCAUAACACGACGGACAGCUGAGCUGACGUGGAAAAUGACGGCGGAGAGCGAAGCAAGGUUUAUGGUGCGUGGUGUAUAUAAUACUGGUAGCGGCUUUGGUCGCUUCCAUACAGGAAUAAAAAUAGUUUGCAACAUGAACGUAGGGAGCAGCAUUAAACAAAAUACAAAAAGAAC